GUUGAGCAAAGGUUUCGAACCCAUAAAUGAUCAUACCGGAUACUGAAUAUCCUAGAUUUUGACGCGCUUUUUGGACUCGCGAAUCGAUUUGUUGGUGCAUAUGGAUGGAUGACGCUGAACACUUACCAUCAGAAUAGCCAGCUCUCAGGAUGAGUGUCGUCAAAGUGGAACAAGGAAUGUUGAAAGGAGCUGUUUGUAUCGCAGACGCUGAGAAUUAUUAUGCGUAUAAAGGCAUUCCGUAUGCAAAGCCACCUAUCGGUAAAUUAAGAUUCAAGGCACCAGAGCCACCUGAUUCAUGGGACGGCGUUCGUGACGCAUUAGAACAUGGGCCAGUUUGUCCACAAUACAAUGAGCGUCUCCAAAGAAUUGAUAUGGGCAGUGAAGACUGCCUUUUCCUAAAUGUAUAUACAAAAACGCUUCAGCCCGAAAAAAAGCUCCCAGUUAUGGUUUGGAUACACGGAGGAGCCUUCUAUACCGGCUCUGGUAACUCCGAUUAUUACGGACCGGAAUUUUUCAUGCAGCAUAAUGUUGUUUUAGUUACAUUCAAUUAUAGAUUAGAAGUAUUUGGCUUUCUGUGCCUAGAUAACGAGGAAGUACCCGGAAACGCAGGUUUGAAAGAUCAAGUUGCAGCUUUAACGUGGGUCAAAAAAAAUAUAUGUUCGUUUGGAGGGGAUCCAGAAAAUAUAACAAUAUUUGGAUGCAGCGCUGGGGCUUCAUCUACAUCAUAUCACAUGAUUUCUGAAAUGAGCCAGGGUCUCUUUAAUAAAGCGAUCUGCCAAAGCGGCGUUUGUCUUAAUGAUUGGAGCUAUAAUAUUUAUGCUAGACAAAGAGCGCUCCAAUUAGGAAAAUUACUGGGGAAAGAUACAAAAGACGUGAAUGAGCUUUUGCAAUUUCUUAGAGGUGUUCCAUCAGAAUCUUUAAUAAACGUUAAAUUACCUACAGUGGUCGCCGAAUAUCCAGAUAUAUCGGACGUUAUGACCUUUUCACCAGUUAUUGAAAACCCCAAUUUAAAGGUAGAAAAAUUUAUAAGCGAUGCUCCGAUAAACUUAGUGAAGAAAGGAAAAAUUUCAAAAAUACCAAUAAUGUUGGGAUAUACAUCUGGAGAAGGAAUAGAGAUAUGUCGAAAUUUCGUUGACUCUGUAUCGUUUUUUUCAAAGACAGGGAUGGUAUUACCUAGAGAACUUAAAUUAAAUACACCGCUUGGAGUUAUAAAGCAAAUGGAUGAAAAAGUUCGUCACCAUUACUUUGGCAACAAAACUUUGUCAUUAGAUAUUCUUCAAAAUUUAGUUAAUUUACACACAGACAGUGUAUUCUCGUAUAAUAUUAGAAGAUUUGCCCGCUACCAUUUUAUAAAUUCUUUAAUGCCAGUAUACUUUUACAAAUUCACGACAGAAACUGAAAGGAAUCAUACCAAGAAAAGCUAUAAAAUGGACCAAGUUGGCGGCGUCUGUCAUGCAGAUGAUCUGCCUUACCUAUUCAAUAUAAAGUGCUUGAAGAUUCCUUUAACUGAAAAUUCAAAGUUAGCUGUAGAGCAAGUUGUAAAACUAUGGGUUAAUUUUGCGUCAUGCGGAAACCCUACUGCAAACUUCAGCAAUGUUGAAUGGAAACCGUUCACAGAAGAAGACAAAUAUUGCUUCAUCAUCGACAGGACACUCAAGUGCGAUUUGAACGUCAAUGAAGACAACAUGAGGCUAUGGGAUGAACUAUACGGUGAAAAGUUAAUUAAAAUAGAGAAGUAGUCAAAACGUGUUGUGGCUUUAUAAGUAGGUAAUUAUUUAUACAGGUGAACUCAUAGUUACUAUUAGAACCAAAAAAUACGGGUGAUAACAAUUAGUUACGAAAUAGGCGACGAUAGAUAAUAAUAAAACAUUUAUUUGGAAUUCUUUUUUUUAUUUAUUUUAGAUGGUUAUAAACGCUAUCAGCUAAACGCUGGUCCCUUUUGUUAUACGAAUUCAUAAUUACUUUAGCAUGAAAAUAUCUCGACAGUUAUAUUGUAUACUGUAAAUAAAACAUCUAGUACACGAUCUACUCAGAAAGAAAUAAAUAUGGACAAAGAUCCGUAGUUAUAAACCAGGAUAUAAAAUAAACAAAACAAAAAAUGUGACGCUAUGUGCAUUGUGCAAAAGAUCUUGAGUUCUUGCAUUAUCCCGUUCACGACGCUGAUAUUUCUGCCAAGAAGCUUUUGUUAGAGGCCUGCGAAGAUUGAAAAUUUAGUCUGCGUUUAAAGAUCAACAAUAAUAUGUCAAAAAGCCUGAAUUUUCGUAGUUGCACUAUAUUAUAUAUAUGUAUAUACUACUUUGGAGUGAUUGUGGAUGAAACUCAAUCGUAUUUAACGUUGAAAAUUUGUCAUCUUUUCUAAGUAAAUGUUGUAAGUGAUGCACAACGUAAUCUAGUCCUAAACUCUUAGUUGACGCCACACGCUUUUUUUUUUUGUUCAUAAUAAAAAUUACUUCGUUUCCAUUGGUGGAAAGUACAAAAAUGAAAAGGAAAAAAAUGCGACGGCGGAGACAUUUAGCGUUUCUACCCCUUUUUGACUCCUUUGCGUUGAGUUUAUAUUUUUGGAUUCCAUUCCAAUCUGUAUAGCAUUCGUGAAAUCUUUUGAUACUAUUGCUUAUUGUUUUUCUCAAAUCAUAAUUUCAUCCGCCUUUUUAAUCUUAAAGUAUUACUUUGUUAAAAGUUGAUAUCUCAAUAGGCCGCUGACCAAUGGGUCAAAACAAUGGCUUAAGAGUACCUAUAUAAAUAAUUUAUAUAUAAUUUUUAAGCAAUGGAAUUCUGAAUAUCGUGUAUUGUUUAACCCCCUGACCACAGCCGAGAGCGACGUGGAUAUCGGCAAGCUUUUAAAAAAUCGUGGGAUUACACAAUACAACAAUUUCCUGGUGGUAAUGGUGGUAAAUAUGUUAGAAUAAUGAUACCUUGUUCUCAGAAUGCACUUGUUUCGAGGCAAUACUUUCUGAAAAGGGUAUUUUAAUGGUUGCUUAACUAAUUCUCUAAAUUGGUCCACAGCUAACACCACCAUUUAACUAAAUGGAACAAAACUAAUAAUUGGCACAAAUUAAAAUUAAAAUGAUGACAUACUUUAAUCUCAUAAAAACGAUUAAUCGUUACCCCGUAAAUUAUGGUAUAUCCUGACUGAAAACGUCAGGAUUAGUUUUAUGUUCCUACUAUUAAUAUAAUUUUGUUUUUUAAAUUAACCUAUUACCUUACGUAUUUUAUUAGGGAUGAUUAGGGAACCUCUUUAUAGAGAGAAUAAUAUUCACGAGUGUUAUAAAGAAACUCAGAAUAAAUUAAAAUGCAUCGCCUAAUUUUUAUAUAUUUUGCUGCACAGUAUGAGUUUUGAAGAAACACUCCGUAUGAGUGUGAAGCUGUUACCGUGUUAAAACGUCAAGUCCGCGCGAUUAUUCGUACGCGGACUUGAAUAGUAGCACGAUUCGAUAUCUGUCAGUUUUAAGACCUCAAAAAUGCGAAUGUGGUAUUUUGUAAUAAAACAAUCAAUAUAAGGAAUGACUCUUAUAAUUAUUUUACAUCUAUAUUUCACGUUUAUCAUGUAAGGUAGUGUAACUGACAUCAUAUAACUUAGUGAAUCUUUACCAAUAUUAUAGCUAUACGGCUGCAAACAGCUAUAAAAUUUUCUUUAAACUGAAAGAUUAGCAGUUCCUAUAUUCUAUUCAUUUAUUUGGAUGACAGUAUAAAUAAUUACAAAAGAGCUGAUCUAAAUAUCUUUAGUUUUUAAAUUUCUUUUUAAAAAAAGAACCAUAUCUAAACAUAUGAUGUUGAAAUGAAAUGGUCCAUAAAUUAUAUGUAGAUUAGAAAGUUGUAGAAUAGUUUAAACACAAAAUUUUUGAAAAUUAUAUUGCGUUAAUGUGAUAUUAAAUAAUGAAUAAUAUUGUGUAUCAACAUAUAACUCACACUCUAAAUAAACACAAGACACCAUCACCCACAUUCACAACUCAUUUUACAGAAAAUAUAACUUUGUAAACUCGUGAUUUAGUUUCAAUUUAUUGAUCUGUAAUUAAUGAAUGUGAAUUAAAGAGAGGCUUCUAAAUAUUGGAUUAUGUUUAUAUUUCAAUUAACGUAAGUAUAGUGUUAAUACUAUUUGGAACUCUUUAGUUAUUAUUUCAGGCUGUUUUAAACGGACAGAAUUGAAUAAGCACAAAUAUGAAUAUGGAAAGGAAGAUCAUCUUGUCUUAAUUACUAUGUAUAAAAAUAUUAAAAUUUAUAACUUGUUGCCUUAUAUAAAAGUUUAUUUAAGACAGAUGAAAUCAACCAUGCGAUUGAAAGUACAAAGAAUUAUGAGAAAUAUAUUAUAAAAACUUUUGAAAUUAUAAAAGCUUCUGAAAUUAAACCAUGUAUAUUUCUUAACUUACUUUAUUCCAGUUUAAAAAAUACAUUAACAUAGGUUGAUUUCCUGUCUUUAUGACAUUACGUCGAAUUGGACUUUCUUGUUGUCUUUACAAAUACAG
Molecule: messenger RNA, 4460 nt
Organism: Zerene cesonia (dogface butterfly)
Lineage: Eukaryota; Metazoa; Arthropoda; Insecta; Lepidoptera; Pieridae
Product: juvenile hormone esterase-like
Exons: 4
Coding region: 150-1739 (529 amino acids)
Source: RefSeq, a predicted model, not a curated record